GGGAGUGCUGAGGUACCGCCGCGCGGGGCCGAGCCUCAGCCCGCGGCGCGGAAGGGAAGGGGCGGCGGUGGGGGCGCGGCCCGCCCGGCCCGGGGGGGCUCUCGUCCCACCGAGCUCUUACAACUGGCGGGAGGGGGCGAGGGGCGCCGGCCCUGGGAGGUGUGAGCGGCGCGCUCGGUAUCUGCCGCGGACACCGCGCCGGGCCCGGCCCGGCCCGGCCCGGCGGUAUUCGACUCCACUGCCGCGAGUGGCAGUGAGCGGAGACCGGCUCUGCGGCGCGGCGCGGACCGGUCCGCUGCAGGCCUCGUAUGCCGCCGGGCCCCCGAGGCGUGCCGGGGAGCCACAGCCGCGCGCGGUGUCCGCGCCGGGUCUGCGUGUGUGCAUGUCCGCGGCCGGUGGCGGGUAGGAGCUGGGCGGGGGGGUCUUGGGCAGGGCCGGGAGGGACCCGCAGCAGCACACCGGGCCCCGGCUGUCCCUGGCUUCGGGAAGGAAAAAAUGUGCCCCAAAGACUGCUGACCUCAGACCUUGCAGAGUCCCACCUUACCAGAGCUGUGAUGGCCAGUCACCAAGCAGAAGUUCAGAGUUUGAAGCUAGAUAAUGAUUCAGUUAUAGAAGGAAUAAGUGACCAGGUACUGGUGGCAGUUGUGCUCAGUUUCACUUUCAUUGCUGCUCUGGUAUAUACGCUUUUAAGAAAUGAACAUCAGAACAUACAUCCAGAAAAUCAAGAGCUAGUGCGAGCUCUUCGUCAGCAGCUUCAAACAGAGCAGGAUGCUUCUGCUGAUGAUAGGCUUCGCUUCUAUACAGAUAUGUCCUGUCCAGUAUGUUUACAGCAGGCUACAUUUCCUAUAGAAACAAACUGUGGACAUCUUUUCUGUGGUUCCUGCAUUAUUGCCUACUGGAGGUAUGGCUCAUGGCUUGGUGCCAUCCGUUGCCCAAUCUGCAGACAAACGGUAACAUUGUUUUUACCGCUCUUCAGUGAAGAUCAGCAGGAUGCAGCCCAAGUAUUUCAAGAUGUUAACGAUUACAAUCGGAGGUUCUCAGGACAGCCCAGAUCUAUUAUGGAAAGAAUUAUGGAUCUGCCCACUUUAUUGCGGCAUGCUUUCAGAGAGAUGUUUUCCGUUGGGGGUCUCUUCUGGAUGUUUCGCAUCAGAAUAUUCCUCUGCUUGCUUGGAGCCUUGCUCUACCUGGCUUCACCUCUGGAUUUUCUUCCUGAAGCUCUCUUUGGAAUUCUGGGCUUCUUGGAUGAUUUCUUUGUCAUUUUUCUUCUGCUGAUAUAUAUCUCUAUCAUGUACCGGGAAGUGGUAACACAGCGGCUGAAUAGAUGAAACGGAAAGUUACCCAAAAGCAGAGGCAAUUGUGGGAUGUAACAUAAGUACGGUAUACCAAGGCGCCUGUGUACAGUUUCAGUAGUUAUAACUUCGUAGCUGGUCAUCUUAUACAAAUACGAAGGGUUAGUAGGUGGUAAUGCUUAACUGGACCCUUUAAUUAUGUGUAUUACAUACGCUUCAUAAGAUGAGGUUAGAUUUAUAAUAUAAUAAGCUGCCUUCCUCUACUUCCACCUGAUUAACAAUUGUAUGUAAUCAAAGGAGAAAACACCUCUUUUGGUGUGUGGUUUGUGAAAAAGGAGUUCUAGUAAAGGACUAGAACUAAUGAAAAGUCUGUUUAGGUAAUGCAGAGAUGUAUAAGGAAAUCCAGGAAUUCUUCACAGUACAGUUGUCACAGCUGAAGUUUUUAAAGUCUCCCUGUUGUGAGCUAGAAUCUUUUAAAAUAACAGUAGCUUUGUACGUCUCUGUGGAAAAAGAAACCCAAGGACUGCAUUACAAUUACCACCCUGCAGUUUGUUAUUGUCUACAUGCUUCACAAAAACAAGGAGAAUGCCUCAGUAUUGCUUGAACUGCACUGUGUACAGUUGCAUGCAAUUUGUACAAUUUUAUUUUUAUAUUUGGGAAUACACACAGUAUUUGAUCUAGAUAGAGUAACCAAUAUUAUGCACUGGUUAGUGCUCUGUUUUUAAAUGGGAGCAUGAUUUUAGUCUUCAGGCUUCUUUAUGUGGUAGGUACGUAUCUUGGAAGCAGAGGGUUUAUGCUGCUUUGGGUCAGAGCAGUGUAUCUGAAGUGAGAGUUUGCAUCCCUGUAGUUGCAUUUAAGCAUUUAGCUAAUAGAAAGAACCCUCAAAUUUUAGAUAGUGGUUGAAGAAAAGAAGUCAGAACUGUAUGUUUACACUACAGAACUUUACCUGAAUGUACAUUCUGCAAUACAAGUAUUAAACAACUUAGACAUUGGGGUGAUUGGUUUUCAGUUGGGGUUUCCUUGUUUGGUUGGUUCGUUGGUUGACUUGGAUGUGGGUAGAGUGGGUUCUGAAUUACCUUGAAAAUGGUCUGUGAUAAGGGACCACAAAAAAAUCCUGGAAAUAUUUUAAAAAAUAACAGGUUAUUAAUUAUCCUUAAAGUUGAUCUUUAUUUUUCAUGAUGAAUUUGAAUAUAGGCUAUCAUAGCUACAGAAGUAAUUUGAAAGUAUUUCCAUUUUAAAAAAUUAAUACCAGUAGAAAAGUCAAAGACAUGAUAGAUCUAUGUACUUUUUAGUUAGAGGAAUGAUAAUAGCCAUUUUAUUUGAACUUCCUGUGUACUUGAAAGACAGUGAUUAGACAGUUGAUUCUUUGUGUGUUUACAUGCAUGAGAUGAGACUUACAAUGAAAGGGACCUUUUCACAACUUCUGUGUUUGCCCAUGUGGGCAUCUUUCCACAGCUUCUCACACCUAGGCCUGUGCAGGAAGAUGAUAGCACUGACACCUGAGAUGUCAGUGUCACUGGCUGGGUGUUGAGGCUGGUGUUGGAGAAUGUCCUUCAGUGUCAGUGUUUUAAUUUACAUUAGUUUAAAGGUAAAUUCACUGACUCUUGAUUUGAAAAUUUGCUUUUGAAAAUCCAAAGACAUUUUACAAGUGAACUGGAAAGCUGAUUUUUUCCUUGUGGCUGGUUGCUAGAGAUGGGCAAGAGGAGAAACAGGAAGUGAAACAAGGGUGGGAGGAGGAGAGCAAGACAGAAAAUGGCAUUUUUUGGAAGCAAAUACUAUUUGGUUUGGCAAACUAUCUGUUCUUAAGCAUCUUAGUUGAGCUUUUCCUUUUGUGUUGGGGUUGUUAUUGUAUGGUGAUGGUUUAGUGGUUAACUCAGUUAAAAGUCAUUAAGGUAUUAUUGAGUAAGUGUGGAUAUUCAUAAACUGUUAGAUACAUUCACAAAGCAACAUAAUAGUUCAGGAUGUUAGGUAUGACAGGAUUUUGCAGUUUUGCUGUAAGCAUUGUUUUGGUUUUGGUUUUUAUUCCCCAAGAUAUCCAGCUGACAGCAAACUCUAAAAAAAGUUUCGAUUGAGUAAAUUUAACACCACCUUUUCUCCUGGAGUUUAACUUGUAUGUCUGCUUAGAUAAGAGUGUGAACUGCUGUUGAAGAACAACUGGAGUCUGUUCAUGGAGUUUGUCGAUCUAGUACCUCCUCCAUAUGUUUAUCCUGUGAUUGUGUUUAUGUUUUUUUCCAUGACUCUCCAAGUCCAGAGUGGAUAUAGAUGUAUGUGAAACUGCUUACUGAUUUGCUUUCACUGAGCUUCCCAAUUCCAUGUGCUACUGUGAAGUUCAUGCAGAUAUAUCUGCCUAAGGGGUCUGCUCCUGAAGAACAAACCUUCUUGUGUACCUGGAAGCAUGUACAAGCCACAUCUGAGUGACUUCUACGUGCUUUUUAAAGUUUACCUGUGUUCUGUUUCUUCCUUCACUACAUUUGUGCUAGCCAGAAAGGUUUCACUCAUGGGCUUCUGCUUACUCUUGAAUAUCGACUAACAUUGUAAGCUUUAAUUCAACACAUUAAAUGCUUGACAAAAUUAGGAACAUUCUUCCUUUUCAGCAGUAUGUGUGCUUGCUUGUGGAGACUUUUUUUUUUGGUCCUCCAAGCCACUGAUGAACAGUAUUAUGACUUGCUCAGGGCUUGUUGUGAACAGCUGUGAUGUGAAGAUGCAUCUGCCCUGCAGCAUCUGGCUGCUGCUGCUUUACACAAAUCUGAGCUAGCUAGUAAGUUAGCUAUCUUGAGUACUUAGCUGGAGCUUAACUUAAGCUCUAGAGCUCCCAAGAAGCUGGAGAUUAGUACAUGAGCAUGUAGUAUUCCUGAACAGUCUGCUGCCAGGUUGUUGUGGCAGUACUGUUAAAGGUUAAGUGCUAGAGCUGAGCACUGGCUUCAGAAUGUGAAGGAAAUGUGUCAUGCUGUGUGGAGAGUGACUGCAAACAUCACUGCAGAUUUGUCGCCUGGAUUGGGGCAGCCGUGUCAUUAAGGGGGAGAAAAGAAAAAAGAAAAGAAAUCUUCAGCAGCAAAGAAGACAUACAGGGGGUAAUACAGUUCUUAAAAUAUUCUUACGGCUUCACCAAAACCUGUGUGAAUUAUUUUAUUUUUUCCAGCAAUAUUAACAAAGGAGAAAAUUUAAGUUAUACUUAAUAGCUCUUACAGAAUAACUUGUAGCAUUUCGAGGCCUAAUGGUCAUCCUUAUCUUUAUGACAAGUGCUGUAUAGAGUGAUCUCUCUCUGUGUUGUUUGUGUCCCACACCACUGACGUCUGUGAGGAUGAAGCAGAAUGGUGUGAUUUGGGGAUACAAUUUUGC
This is a messenger RNA of Strigops habroptila (Kakapo), 4628 nucleotides long. RefSeq names its product ring finger protein 170 (gene RNF170). The transcript is spliced from 8 exons. NCBI's taxonomy places the organism in Eukaryota, Metazoa, Chordata, Aves, Psittaciformes, Psittacidae. The record is from RefSeq and is a predicted model, not a curated record. Gene Ontology annotation, molecular function: ubiquitin protein ligase activity. Bases 309 to 1325 code for a protein of 338 amino acids.